AUGACCCAGGCCUCCGCCACCCCCGGCGUCAUCGAUGCUGCGAUGCCGGCGCCGCCGGCCGCCUGGUGGAUGACCAACUUUGCCAACAUGUCGAGCACCGCCAACCCCAACGCCGAUCCCACCGCCCUCCAGGCCGCCCAGCAGGUCGUCAACCCAGACUUCAACUAUGAACUGCUCGGCCUCAACCUCGGCGACCUCUGGGCCGAUUACUCCUGGGAGGACAUUUAA
This is a messenger RNA of Sporothrix schenckii 1099-18, 228 nucleotides long. RefSeq lists its product as uncharacterized. The coding region runs from base 1 to 228 and encodes 75 amino acids. The transcript has a single exon. The record is from RefSeq and is a predicted model, not a curated record. NCBI's taxonomy places the organism in Eukaryota, Fungi, Ascomycota, Sordariomycetes, Ophiostomatales, Ophiostomataceae.